Molecule: messenger RNA, 1401 nt
Organism: Letharia columbiana
Lineage: Eukaryota; Fungi; Ascomycota; Lecanoromycetes; Lecanorales; Parmeliaceae
Exons: 5
Coding region: 1-1401 (466 amino acids)
Molecular function (GO): dioxygenase activity
Source: RefSeq, a predicted model, not a curated record
AUGGCAGAACUCAAAACAAUCUCUCUCUCGCAGCUUUUGGAGGUCGACCCUCAAGCGAUGAAAGAGCUUGAGGAUGCAGCCACUUUGCAAGGUUUUUUCUACCUCGAUCUGCGGGGAUCAGAAACUAGUCGGACACUCAGAGACGUAGAGGAGUGUGUUGAAACAGCACGCGAAUUCUAUGCCAUGCCGUUUGAAGAAAAACUGGGGUAUGACAUUGACAAACUGGGCAUGCACAAACUCAAUGGAUACAAACCGGAAGGCAGGAACGCGGGAAUCGAAAAAGGUAAACAAGACGGCUUUGAAGCCUAUCUUGUUCCUCGAGACGGGAUGUGUAAUCCGCUUUUUGAUGGGGGGAAAAUAAUGCUACCUGGCCCUCUUGAUGCACACAGGAGUCUUCUCGAACGCCUGAUGAAUGAUCUGCACGCAAUAGGUAUUUCGGUUCUUCGCGCACUAAGCCUUGUGCUGCGUAUCCCCGUCGAGCGGAGCCUCGAAAUGAGCCACCGCCAUCAUUGCUCAUCAACGAGUGCCCUUGGUGUCCUCAAAUACCCUCGGCUAUGGGCCGAAAGCCCUCAGCUUGGCCACGGUGCACACACAGAUGUCGGCUCAUUGACCCUGCUCUUCUGUUCGGAACCUGGACUUCAGUUACUCGAUCCAAAGACCGAUCAAUGGGCGUACAUUCGGCCUAAGGAUGGCCACGCCAUAGUCAACGUGGGAGACUCUCUGCGCUUCCUCAGCGAUCAUCGCCUACGCUCUUGUCUUCAUCGCGUAGUUCCACCUGUGGAGGGGAGAAUUACCGAUCGCCUUUCCUGCGCGUACUUCCUAAGGCCUGAGUUGGACGCUGUGUUCAUGGACGACACGGGAAAAUCUUGGAAGAGUGUCGACUGGCAUGACGGGAAAUAUAAAAUGUUUCGUGCACCGACGGAAAAACAGCAGCAGGAUUCUGUUCUGACGGGCAAAGCCGGCUUCUUGGGGUCUUGGUGCCCUGACAAGUAUAUGGUCGGCACGAGAGGCGAAUGGGCAGCGAUGGCGCUAUCAUCAAGUAAACAAUCCGAGCAACCAUUUGGGAUGGCCAUCCUCGCCACCUCGCAGGAGAGUGCCGUGCCAUGCCACCACGGCGCGCCAGCGCCAGCGCCAGACCCCGCUGCCGCUUCACAUUCACAUCCACAGCAGCAACCCUCCCCUCCGCACCCCACCCUCUCAAAAAACGCCCAGCAGCAGAUCUGGGCCUGGAGCCUCAGCGGGCGCACCUCGAACCUCGCCGUCGAGAUCGCCACCGCGGGAUGCGCGUGCGUGCUCGCGCGUCUGUGUGUUGGGCUUUUGCGUGCGCGGCGGGAGCACUCGCCUGUUGAGAUGUUGAUGGCGCUGGAGCAUGGUUCACGGGCGGGGAACAGGUGGGGAUGA